AUGUCUUCCAACAACAAACUUGCCUUGUUUGUCUGUGCGUUGGCCAGCACCUUGUACUCUGGGUACACCCAAGAGGUUAGACCGGGAAAAUGCAAGUUCAUAACUACGCAAGAGAACUUCGACAUUGCAAAGUACAUGGGUACCUGGAACGACAUUGAGAAGACGUACUUUGCGGGUCAGAUGGACAAGACAUGUGACCAGGCCGUGUAUACCCUCCGGUCAGACGGCAAGGCGGACGUCCUGAAUCAAGAUGUUAAACCGAAUGGCAAUGAAGAAAAUACGACGGGAACAGCAUACUACAAAGAUGAAAACGAUAAAUCAAAACUCACUGUCCAGUUGGGAACUUCCCCGGAGGCUAACUACUGGGUAGUUGAAACUGACUACGAUACAUAUUCCCUCGUUUACUCGUGCACAGACCUAGAGGGAUUUGCACGUGCCGAGAUCUACUGGAUUCUGGCCCGGGAGACGUCGUUACCCGAGGCAACCGUUAACAAAUUGAAGCAAGUGUUAACAGCGAAGGAACUAGAGUACGGGAAAUUUACCCCUAACACACAUAAAGACUGUCCCUGGUGAAAUACCAUUUGCAUGUAAUGGUAUUCAUUCUACAUUAAUUUAGUCUGAUACACUUUAUUAUUAUUCUUAUAUUUGCAAAAAAAAGCGUUGUUCGUCUUCAGAGUCAUUGACAACCUUCAUGUGCAUGCCUGUAUAACUGUUAUAUAAAAU
Messenger RNA from Mya arenaria, 723 nucleotides. RefSeq names its product apolipoprotein D-like. The coding region runs from base 1 to 573 and encodes 190 amino acids. The transcript is spliced from 4 exons. Gene Ontology annotation, molecular function: pigment binding. The record is from RefSeq and is a predicted model, not a curated record. Lineage: Eukaryota; Metazoa; Mollusca; Bivalvia; Myida; Myidae.